GGGCCUGGAGCCCUAGGUGUGAACGCGCACAGGCAACCAGGAGCCGGUAGUCGAGGGGAGCGGACCCUGUACUUGGAAAUGGGAACGGAGACUCCACUCCACCUAGCCUGAUUCUGUGACUCAGAGGCAAUAGCCAGGGAAGGUUUUCUGAUUUCAGUGACCCAUGCGAUUAAAUAAUCCAGGAGAGCCUCCUCAUCUCAAGCGCCUUAAUCCAAGCACAUCAGCAGAGUCCCUUUACCGCGCACGUGCCUUAACACCUCAAACUGCAGAAACAGAUGCCAUUCGGUUUUUGGUUGGGACGCAGUCUCUUAAAUAUGAUAAUCAGAUCCAUAUCAUAGAUUUUGACGAUGAAAACAACAUUAUAAAUAAAAAUGUCCUCCUCCAUCAAGCGGGUGAAAUCUGGCAUAUUAGCGCUAGCCCUGCAGACAGAGGUGUGCUGGCGACCUGCUACAACAGAAGUGCAGUGUUGUUUGCUGGAGGGAGGAAGAGCACACCGGGCGUGGUGGACAGAACAGCCUCGACUGCAGCCGGUACUUGGGCAUGGAGAGUGAUAAGGAAACCUCAGAAGACUGGAGCUUAGGCCCCAACUCCACUGCUCGUGGAGACAUCAUAGAAUCGUUUGGGAUCCUUCCUGUAGCUCAGAGUCCCACGAUUGUCUUUGUAAACACGUUGCACCAGGUCUUCUUCAGGGGACAGGUCGCAGCUUCAGACAGCAAAGUCCUGACAUGUGCAGCCGUGUGGAGGAUGCCGAAGGAAUUGGAAUCAGGCAGCCACGAGUCCCCUGAUGAUUCAUCCAGCACUGCGCAGACCCUGGAGCUGCUCUGUCACCUUGACAACACAGCCCAUGGCAACAUGGCCUGUGUCGUGUGGGAGCCAAUGGGAGAUGGGAAGAAAAUCAUUUCCUUGGCUGAUAACCAUAUCCUGCUGUGGGAUUUACAGGAAAGCUCGAGCCAGGCUGUGCUGGCCAGCUCAGCAUCCCUGGAAGGGAAGGGACAACUGAAGUUCACCUCAGGACGGUGGAGCCCACAUCAUAACUGCACCCAGGUGGCCACAGCGAACGACACCACCCUCCGUGGCUGGGACACCCGGAGCAUGAGCCAGAUCUACUGCAUAGAGAAUGCCCACGGACAGCUGGUGCGGGACCUUGACUUUAAUCCCAAUAAGCAGUACUACUUGGCCAGCUGUGGAGACGACUGUAAGGUGAAGUUCUGGGACACCCGAAAUGUCACCGAACCCGUGAAGACCCUGGAGGAGCACUCCCACUGGGUGUGGAACGUCCGCUACAACCACUCUCAUGACCAGCUGGUCCUCACGGGCAGCAGUGACAGCAGAGUCAUCCUUUCCAACAUGGUGUCCAUCUCGUCGGAGCCCUUCGGCCACUUGGUAGACGACGAUGACAUCAGUGACCAGGAGGACCACCGUUCUGAAGAGAAGAGCAAGGAGCCCCUGCAGGACAACGUGAUCGCCACCUACGAGGAGCACGAGGACAGCGUCUAUGCCGUGGACUGGUCCUCGGCCGACCCGUGGCUGUUUGCCUCCCUGAGCUAUGACGGGAGGCUCGUGAUCAACAGGGUGCCCAGGGCCCUGAAGUACCACAUCCUGCUGUGACUCCCGGGCCUGGGUUAUCCAGGUCCCAUAGGGUGGUUUUCCUCUUGGCAGAUUCUCAAACAGUCGCAGCUCUUUGGAGGUGACUCGUUUUCCAGGUGUAUCCCUUUCCGGGAGAGCCGCUGUUCCCUUCCUGUAGCAGCAGCAUUUAUGAAUAGGGUGAAUGGGGCUAUUGUCGACGGCACAGCUAAUGCCCGAACCCAGCCCCUGUCGGCAGAGACAGAGCCCCACAUUGUUAUGUGAAUAACAACGUUUUCUGUUUUAAGGGUGUUAGGAGUUUCACUUUUUAAAAAAAUGUCUGUUCCUGCAAUAGUAACUCUUCUUUCUCUUGAGAGUAAAAAAUGAAAUAAAAUAAAUCCACGCUGCA
This is a messenger RNA of Pan troglodytes (chimpanzee), 1972 nucleotides long. RefSeq names its product EARP complex and GARP complex interacting protein 1 (gene EIPR1). Gene Ontology annotation, molecular function: protein binding. Gene Ontology annotation, biological process: protein ubiquitination. NCBI's taxonomy places the organism in Eukaryota, Metazoa, Chordata, Mammalia, Primates, Hominidae. The record is from RefSeq and is a predicted model, not a curated record. The transcript is spliced from 12 exons. The coding region runs from base 541 to 1608 and encodes 355 amino acids.